GAGUAGAAAAAAAGAGAGAGAUUUGGGCAAUUUAUUUGAGAACAUUUGCUUUUUACAAUAAGUUCUUCCUAGCCAGUUCCAGUGGAACUACAAAUCCCAGCCAGCCUGCCCAUUGGGAUUAUUUUAGGUUGCCUCCUGGCACAUUCCCCCAGAAGGGAAGAGGUGACAAGUUCAAUGCAAUCCAUUUCCAUGAAAGAAGGGUUUUGUGUUGCAGGCUCCCUGCUGCUGUGACCUCCCUUCCUGCUGACACAACCUCAUUCAUUGCUCACUAGACAUAGAAGGAAAGAAAUAUUUAAAUGACUUUGUGGGGAGGGCGGAGCCUCAAAUGAGUGGCUAAUUAGAUCAUUAGUGAACUGUCACACUUCCACUUAACUUUAGUAGUGAAGGAGGGAGGAGGGGGGGGGGGGGUAGACAACUCUCUGAGGACCAAUCAGAAUCCGGGAGCCAGGUCCAGGACUUGGGAAGUAGAUGAAAGAACUGACACAGAGGCAGAACAAGCAGAGGAGGUGACAACAAGGAUCAGACGCUGACACAACUCCCUACAGCAAAGGAAGGAACUUUUCCUCAAUUGGGGGAAUUUGGGAUAAAGCGGAAGGACUGCAUACAAGAGACACUUACCACCACACUUACCUCCUGCAGAAAUGUAUGAAUAACUGCAACCUUUCCCACAGCUCAGCAGUGAGCCAAAGAGCUUGCAAUCUUUCUGUAAGCGAAUAGACACCUGCAAGAAGUUGACCUCAGGACCCCCAGCCUCCUUCCUCCAGCCAUGCAGAAAGGAACGGACAAUUCCCAGAAGUUCAGAAUUGAUGCCCUCCUGGCAGAAGACCACCCCCGCCUGGUACCUCACCACCAAGGCAGAGAGACUGUACUGACCCCAUCCACCCCUUUAUCACAAAUGUACUCCAAGGCAAGUUACCUGCCCCUGCAUGGGCUGUACCCGGCACCAUUCUACCACCUGCCCACCCUGGGCACCGGGCACCCCCACUUCCCCUAUGGUGGAUUCACGGGGGUCCCUGCCCCAGAGCACAUCAAGGCCACCUCAUUGCCCCUGGAGCACUGGCUGAGAGCUGGACUGCUGCUACACCGGGGACCCGAACUGCACCCAUCUAACCAGCCUGGUCUUAUGGGGAAAUGCAGGCGGCCUCGUACAGCCUUCACUAGUCAGCAGCUGCUGGAGCUGGAGAACCAAUUCAAGCUCAACAAAUAUCUGUCACGGCCGAAGCGGUUCGAGGUGGCCACGUCUCUUAUGCUGACAGAGACACAGGUAAAGAUCUGGUUUCAGAACCGCAGAAUGAAGUGGAAGAGGAGUCGUAAGGGGAAAGAACAGGGGGCGUCCAAUCACGGCGACAAGAAGAGGUCAGAGGGCAUAGCACCCAGCAAGGAUGCCCAGGAUGACGAGGAGGAGGAAGAGGAGGAGGAAGAGGAGGAAGAGGAGGAAGAAGAAGAUGUAGACUUCCAAGGAUCAGAGAGAGACACAAACAUCUUACGGCACAACGGCCAGCACCGCUACAGCACAGAGUCUUUUUGCUCCGAGGAAGAGAGUGGGGCUCUGCCCUCCCCAUAAGAUACAGACUGAGGGACUGUGGGCAAUAUGCAGCCCAAAGUUUAUUUAUUUUUCAUGGACAGUAAUAUUCCACAGAGAUGUGGAGACCGGAGAUAGUAAUUUAUAUGUAUUUAAUAAUUGGUAGGGGUCUCAGUGAGAAUGGGUGGGGGGGUGAGUUAUAAGUGAGUUCAUUGGGUACCUGCAAUAAAGUGAAAUAACCUGGUUUGGCCUUCUGAAAAUAAAGUCUGUUGGGUUUCGGCAUUCUGUCCACCAACUGAUGCUUUUUUUUUUUUUAUCAAUAAGAAAGUUACAUUGUUCUUCUGGCUCUUCUUUGUUGCUGUGGGCCACCAUGCAUGGAUUGUGUAACUGAUGCUUACAUUGUGAUGAUUGAUGAGGCUCCAAUAUAAUGUCCAGGAUAUACUGUAUAGAAGGAUAAGAGCACCAUAUAUAUAUAUAUAUAAAAAAAAAGUCCAGUAAAAAAGAUUAUUUCUCACAACAAAAAAUUCAGAAGAUAAAGACAACGAGUUUCGAGCGUUCACACAUCCCCCUUCAUCAGGGCUUGUAUGUUGGCAAUGUUUUAAAAUACUUGACUACUGAAGAUUUUUAACAUGGGUCUUCAAACUACGACCCUCCAGUUGUUCAGGAACUACAAUU
Messenger RNA from Rana temporaria (common frog), 2197 nucleotides. Its product is annotated as motor neuron and pancreas homeobox protein 1-like. Gene Ontology annotation, molecular function: sequence-specific double-stranded DNA binding; DNA-binding transcription factor activity, RNA polymerase II-specific. Gene Ontology annotation, biological process: central nervous system development; neuron projection morphogenesis; regulation of DNA-templated transcription. Gene Ontology annotation, cellular component: nucleus. Bases 767 to 1564 code for a protein of 265 amino acids. NCBI's taxonomy places the organism in Eukaryota, Metazoa, Chordata, Amphibia, Anura, Ranidae. The record is from RefSeq and is a predicted model, not a curated record. The transcript is spliced from 3 exons.